Leptosia nina is the source of this 402-nucleotide messenger RNA. The record is from the annotation of a GenBank genome assembly. NCBI's taxonomy places the organism in Eukaryota, Metazoa, Arthropoda, Insecta, Lepidoptera, Pieridae.
AUGGCUUCGACAAAAAAGCCUUCUUUACCAAAAGCGGUAUUGGAUAUGAAGUUUAUGAAAAAAACCAAAGAAAGGUUAGAAAGAGAGUUUGAAAACUCAAAAGGUCAUGAUACACUAUAUGCUGAUGUUAUAACAAAUGAAAUGAAACAUGCCUCUAGUAAUUACAUAUCCGAAGCUAGUUUUAUAUUUUGCACAAAUUUAUUAGAAGGUAGAUUAUCAUUUAAAGGAAUGAAUCCAGAAAUUGAGCGAUUAAUGGAAAGAGAGAGCUCACAUACAAACAAUGGUGAAAUGACCAAAGAUGUAUCCGAUGAAGUUUUAGCUAAGACAAUGGUAAAGUUUGAUAAAAGAAAAAGACAUUCCAGUCCUAGCAAAUACAACAUUAUUAAAAAAAAGAAGCAGUAA